Schistocerca cancellata (South American locust) is the source of this 872-nucleotide messenger RNA. RefSeq names its product fatty acid-binding protein, muscle-like. The record is from RefSeq and is a predicted model, not a curated record. The coding region runs from base 104 to 514 and encodes 136 amino acids. Gene Ontology annotation, biological process: fatty acid transport. Lineage: Eukaryota; Metazoa; Arthropoda; Insecta; Orthoptera; Acrididae. Gene Ontology annotation, molecular function: fatty acid binding. The transcript has 3 exons. Gene Ontology annotation, cellular component: cytosol; nucleus.
GCAACGUAAACGGCGUAGCGGGCGUGCAAAUUCGCGCGUCCAGUGCACGAGCUGCGUCCGCAGUGUGCAACAGUCACGUUCUGGACCCAGGAGAGCCGGCGCCAUGUCGCUGGAGGAGUGCGUGGGGCUGAGGUACAAGCUCGACAAGGCCGCCGACGACAACUUCGACGAGAUCAUGGGAGCACUCGGUGUGAACUACGUGCUGCGUAAGUUGGGCAACAUGGUUGCGCCAGUGAUGGAGCUGCUUCGCGAUGGAGACGAGUGGACGAUGAAGGUGACGACGGUGGUCUUGAACACUGUCACCAAGUUCCGCCUGGGCCAGGAGUUCGACAACGUGACCCCUGAUGGACGCAAGGUGAAGACCACCGUCACACGAGAAGGCAACAAGCUCUUCAUCGUUGAGAGGGGCGACAAAGUCUUCAAGUCAGUUCUAGAGUUCUCCCCUGAGGAGCUCGUAACGGUUGGAGAACUGGAUAACAUUGUUUGCAGAAGGCGCUACAAGGUAAUAAAGUGACGGAUACAGACUCUGCAGCACAGAAAGCUACUACCGAACGAUGGGUAUCAGGACCAAGAUGAUAUUUGAGGCACCUGCCAAUUGAAGACUUGGGACAGUACUUCAUUCUUCGUUCACCAUGCCUUCGCUGCGAAAUAACUUAAAGAAUUUAAAAACAUUUAAAUAACUUAAAGAAUUUAAAAACAUUCGUUUAAGGCAAUGGUAAUACGUUUAUUUUAAAAUACUGUGUGUUGAAACAUAUAAUAGUAUGUCGUAUAAUUUAUAUUAAAACCAGCGUUUUAAGUUCUGAAGUCCUAUGCAAGUGCUAACAUUCAGUAACGCUGUGAAGUACUGAAGACGUAAAUGGAAAGGAAGCCAA